Messenger RNA from Condylostylus longicornis, 1039 nucleotides. Its product is annotated as farnesol dehydrogenase-like. The transcript is spliced from 2 exons. Bases 101 to 853 code for a protein of 250 amino acids. NCBI's taxonomy places the organism in Eukaryota, Metazoa, Arthropoda, Insecta, Diptera, Dolichopodidae. The record is from RefSeq and is a predicted model, not a curated record.
AAAAACAAUUUAGUUCUUAUGCAGCGUCGUAACAAAAAAGUCAGUCAUACUCCAUAAAUUGUUUAAAUAAAAAAGUAAAAGUGCAACAAAUAUUUUCACAAUGGAACGUUGGCAUAAUAAAGUAGCUAUUGUAACAGGUGCAAGCGCUGGUAUCGGUGUUGCUAUUGUUAAAGAUCUUAUUAAAUUUAACAUAAAAGUUAUUGGAUUAGCAAGAAGAGUUCAUAAAAUUGAGGAAAUUCGUAAUGAAAUCCCAGAAAAUUUACAUAAAAAUAAUUUAUUUGCAAAAAAAUGUGAUGUUUCAAAAGAAUCUGAAGUAAUUCAAGUGUUCAAUGAAAUUAUCAAUGAACAUGGUAGCAUUGAUAUAUUAAUUAAUAAUGCUGGUUACAUGGAAUCUGGUGAUCUAUCUAUGAUGAACACACAAUCUAUACGUGAUGUAUUAAAUACAAAUGUAAUGGGAAUAGUUUAUUGUACACAACAAGCAUUUAAAAAUAUGAAAACAAGAAAUUUCAACGGCCAUGUUAUUUUAAUAAAUAGUAUUGCUGGUCACAGAAUAACUGCACCUGUCGAUAAUUCACCAUCAAUUAACAUAUAUUCGCCAUCAAAGUACGCUGUAACUGCAAUGACAGAAGUCUAUAGACAAGAAUUUUCGGAUCUUGGAACAAAAUGUAAAAUAACUAGUAUAAGCCCAGGAUUAACUAAUACGGCUAUGUUACCAGAGGAAUGGAAAAAAUUUGAAGAUGUUGGGUAUUUAAAUCCUGAAGAUAUAUCAAAUUGUGUUAUGUUUGCCUUAAGUACCCCAUCACAUGUACAAAUAUUUGAACUUACCGUAUUGCCAGUAGGAAAAAGAAUUUGAUGGAAGAAAAUUAAUUUUUUUUAAAUUAUCAUUAUUAUUAAAUUUAAAAGCACUGUUAUUAAAUUUUAACGCAGUAUUUGUCAAAGCGCAAUAUCAAAAUUUUAUGUAUUGCAGUUUAAAUUUCUUUUUGUCAAAAGUUACUGUUAAAAUUAUACCGUUGAAUGGGAAAUCAUAUUAAAUUUGUAA